Bufo gargarizans (Asiatic toad) is the source of this 1792-nucleotide messenger RNA. RefSeq lists its product as uncharacterized. The record is from RefSeq and is a predicted model, not a curated record. The transcript is spliced from 2 exons. Bases 283 to 1614 code for a protein of 443 amino acids. Lineage: Eukaryota; Metazoa; Chordata; Amphibia; Anura; Bufonidae.
CGUUCCCACAUAACUUAUCUGGGUAUUAAGGUGGGGGCCACUCCCGAGUCCAUAUAUAGACUUAAUUAUGACCCGUUAAUACAUAAAAUAGUUAAGGAACUACAGAGAUGGCAUGAUCUUCGUUGUCGUUACUGGGGUGAAAUCAUCUAAUCAAGAUGAUGUCGGUCUCCAAGCUUCUGUAUCCCAUGCAGACUAUCCCCAUUCUGUUAAAACAGAGAUAUCACAAAAAUUGUUCAGGCAUUUAAUAAUUUCUUAUGGCAUGGCAAGAGGCCUCGGAUUCCAAUGAGUUCCUUAAUAAAGGGGAUUGAACAGGGAGGGAUUGCCUUUCCUGAUAUUAGGAGAUAUAAUUUGGCUUGCAUGGCGAGGUAUAUUUGUGACUGGAUAAAUGGAUCCGGUUUUUACUCAGCAUUGCCGUUGGAGAAGGAAUUCUGUGCUCCCUGGUCUCUGGUGGCGUUGCUGCAUGCAAGGCUGCCGGCGAUUCCGAGGUGGAUUAAAAAGUCUUUAUUAUUUAAAGAUACGAUAGCUGCGUGGAGGAUUCUUCGGAAAAAGUAUUGGUUGUCUUACAGGAUCUCCAAACACCUUCCCCUAUGGAAUAAUCCUGAAUUUAUACAAGGGAAUAAGAAUCAAUUAUUUGAGGAGUGGAGGAGAAAAGGGAUUGUAACUGUGAAACAUCUAUUGCAUGACACUGAAUCUCGAUGGUUAACAUGUGCAGAAUUGAUUGCAAAGUUCUCACUGUCGCCCUUCCAAAUCAUUCAAUGGUCUCAGGUAAGGGAGGCGGUGAUAAAUCAGCUAGGGUUGGUGCAGAAGGAGAUCCGUAGGAAUAUUCUUGAUAGAAUCUUGGAUCUGGGCGGUGGGAAGGUCUCGAUCUCCACAAUUUAUGCUGACAUGAGAAAGGAAGAUGGGAUUGGGGAUAGGAGCAUCAGGUUUGGGAAAUGGGCCGAGCAACUGGAAGAUGAGGAUAUGGCACAAAAGAUGGUGAAAGGUUGGGAGGUGGUUAGGAGACAUGUGGUUAAUGAGUCAUGGAGGGAUACGCAGUUUAGGCUAAUGUAUCGUGCUAUUUAUGGCUUUAAUAUCCCUCCUCACCCAGCGAAGCCGGAUAGGAUAACCAGUUGCCCGAAGUGUGGGGUUAGUUUCACAGAUUUAUUUCACGGAAUUUGGACGUGCCCACAGAGUAAGAGGGUGUGGGAGGAAGUAGGGACCUUAGUCAAGGGAAUCUGGGGAAGGGAGUUUCCAUUGUCCCCCCAACUAUAUUUGUUUCAUUAUGAGGAGGGAGAGGCUGGUCAAGGGGGGUUACCUCGUUUGUUUCAUACGAUAUGCAUGAUGGUUAAGCGGAGUAUUCUGCAAACAUGGCUGCAAGCUGAUGCACCGGGGGUGCAAAGUAUAAUAGAACAGCUAAAAAAGGUGUUUUAUUUGGAGAGAUUGAAUUCCCUUGCGGGAAAAGAGCGACAAGCCAAGGGAUUAUUCCAGAAAUGGAAACCAUUUAUUGCUCACUGUAUGUCUGAUGAGGAGAUCAGAUUAAUAAUGAGUCUGUUCACACUAACGAAAUGGUACCUCGUGGGUCAACUAAAGGGGACCUUGGGUCGUCUAUUGCUCCGAUCUGCCAAUCCGUCUUAGAUUUAUGAGAAUGAGGUGUACACGUGUCAUUGUUAUUGAUUGCUUGUACUGAUUAUAUUGUGAUCAUAACUACUGAAUGCCCCAAUGUAUGUUGUGAAAUUGUUUAUUGCAUUUGCAGUACUGUUUUAUGUCCAGGACUGUACAUUCUGGAUAUAUUGUUUGUCUUGUUGAUAAAAUA